CAGGAUUGUGUAGGGAUCUGUCGGGCCGGACGUGUUGGUAUGCGGUCCUUAUUUUAGGCGUACCACUGUGGUGCCAGCGGAGAGCAAUGACGGUUCGAUUACAGUUUGGAAGCGUGGGCGGCCGAUUGGGUCGCUCUUGGACUCGGCAUACCUUCCGCAUCAGUGCCGCCCUCCUGCGGCUAGAUGCCUCUUUUCAGCAGAUUCCGCCCUCGACCGCGGCCCCUCGCUCCCCGUAUCUUGUGCGCUACACCGGUGGCCGUCCCUGUCCCUGUCAAUGCAAGUCGUCUGGGAGGCAGAUACUGCGGCCUUUGCCAGUCGCAAGAGAGCCGCGAGGGCCUGUUCCAAAUGUCGCGCCGCCAAAAAGCGCUGUCAUCAUACCUUCCAGCGGCCCCCAGAGCAGCAAGCAGAUUCUGCUGGGUUGGAUAGGGUCCUUCCAAAUCUGACCCAUAAAGAACCAAUCCGUUUCGUUGGCGACACCAACCCCGAGUCUAUUCUGACUGACCUGUCUUCGCGGCCGAAUGGCGAAACUCGCAUCAGCAGGGUAGGGACCUGGGUCCAGCAACCUCGUACGUUGCAGGAUGAACUUCCGGCGGAAGACCUGGGGCCCCAACCAAAGUCGGGUGACAAGACGCCCGUCAAUGUUGAAAAGUAUGGCAAAUCCGAAGGUGGACGGAGGACCUUGACCGGCCACCAGCGCAACUACCUCCAAGCCGUGGGGGCGUUUCGCGUUCUGCCCAAAGCCACUCAGGAUGCCCUUAUCACGACGUACAUUGCAUGUCUUGAUGGGCUUCUGCCAAUCUUGGACGGCGUCAAACUAUUGAAGGACUACACAGAUGGUCGAUGCUCGAUCUUUCUUAUUCAAGCAAUAUGUCUGGUCACUUGUAAGACCCAAGAAGCCGCGCCGUAUCUACGACUCUACGACAAUGGCCCACUACUGGAUCCUAUCCCGUUUGCUCGGAGUCUCCACACAGGACUGGAUGCGGCCAUGAAGGCAGACUUGGAGCCGGACAGGGUCACCAAGAUACAGAUCUUGACACUGAUGCAUUUGCACAACGACGGCCCAGGCGGCAUUGAGGACUCUUCUUUACAUCUAGCUCUUGCCAUCCAUGAUGCAUGGACGGCAGGUCUCCACAUCAUGACCCCCGGGCGCAGCAGCAAAGAUUCGCAUAGUCUGCUGUGGUGGACAAUCUGGACUCUGGACAAGAUCAACGCUUGUUUGGGAGGUCGGCCUAUCAUGAUUGCAAAUCGAGACAUCGACAUUACACGCCCACCGAUGGAGGCCGGCUCACAGCUUCAAGUUAUCAACCUUUGGCUUCGCCUUGGUGAUCUUCUUGACCAGGUUAUUGAGUUCUACAGACCGACAGCGGAUCUCGAAACAACAGGAUGGGAAUCGGAGUUUCCGACAUAUGCCUCCUUGACUCACGAUAUCAAUCUCGACCAACUCCCUGAAAGCGAGAAGAAUAUCCUCGAGCUCUGCUACCACGUUAUUGCCAUUCUCAGCUGUCGCGCCGGUGGGCCAACAACAGCCUCGUACGCGCGCCGGGUUUCGGCCGCCAACCGAAUUCAAGAACUCCUCUCCAACGGCCGCCAUAGCCACAUUCCCCCGAUCCCGCUGGUGCCCUAUGCCGUUGGCCUCUCUUUGACCGUCGCAUACCGCUGUCUGCGUGACAAUGCCGAUGUCGACCCGGAAAAGGCGCGGUCCGACCUAGCGACUCGCUGCGAAACCCUCGAGACCCUUAGUACGUACUGGUGGACAGCCGACGCAAUGGCCCGACUGGGCCGCAAAGCACUCAAGAGUCUCCAGCAGCCCGGUAUGCGGAAACACUCGAUCGCCAACAUUUCGAACGCCAUGGACGCCGAGGUGGCAGUAUGUAAAUUCGGCCCUUUUGAGCCGAAGGCGCAUACCGCUGGCAAUGCCCAAACCACCAACCUGUCCACACCACACUUGGCUGGGCAGGAUGGAGAGGGAAACACCGGCAAUGCACUACAAGUGUUGUCUGAUGCAGCGGCUAGACAUUCAACACAGCCUCCUCAUCAACAUCACCCCCAGAAAUAUGGCCAGGGCCAGGCCGAAGCCUCAUCAACAACAAUAUCAACUUCACCAUCAUUGACAUUCACCCCAUCGACAAUUACGACCUCUGAACCAGCCGCCGCGGCUGCUGCUGCUGCUGCUGCUGCUGCAAACACUCGCGCGAGCAAUAAUCCAAGCCAACAACGCUCAUACUCGGCCACAACACCUGCAAACAUAAACAGCGCCACCAGUAUGGCAUCUCCAACUUCUGUCUCCGGCCAUGGCCACAGCAAUCCUCAUUCUCAGGGUAUUUUUGGCGCUGUUGCGUCGUCUACGUCUCCCGGCGUGUCCCCAUCUACAUUCGACGACCAGACCCAGGCCCAGAAUCAAUCCCAAUCUCAAUCUCAGUAUCAAUACCAAUUCGACGACCUCGACAAUCUCUUCGAAGGCUUCUUCGACCUCAGCAUGCCGACUAUCUUUCAGGACCCCUUGUUCGACGGCGACGCUUUCCUCAGCGCAGAUCUCAAUUUUGCCGCUGGUGACGAAGGCGCUGGCGCUGGCGGUAUGCUGGACACUAUGGAAGUCGAUGAUGGUGGUUCGGGCGUGGCCUACUCGAAUUACGCCAUUGCAGGACAUAAUAAUGUCAGGAGUACUACUGCGGCAGCCGGCAGCAACACCAGCAACAACAACAAUAAUGCCCAUCACCAAGGCAGCUCCACCACGAGCACGACAGCUGGGACGAGUGGUACCGCUACCACUACCACCACCACCACCACGGCCACAAAACCGAGAGGUGCCAGCGGUUCUAUAUUCCCAGACAUCCUUCUCAACUGACAGAUUGACUGACAGACUGACUGUGACGGGCCUCAGUCGGGCGGGGAAAAAAAUUCACCCCCAAAGUUCUUCGGUCUGCUGGUUCAAUAAUGCCCGGGUACUACUAGUAUUCUCUCACUUGGAAGGCGUGGAACCCAGAUCAAUUCGGCUCAUGUUGCGGUCAUGGGAUUCACACGCACUUACCAACAACCAGGUCCACAUACCUAUAGUCUCACGUGCUCGGCAGAUCAAUACGGACCGGUAGAUCGACUAGACAACUCCUCAACGCCAUCAGAGUUCCCUGGGAAAGUUGUGACCAUCACGUAAAGUCGCGACGCGAGAAGGUGAUGUAACGGCACGAUUGCACGGAGGCAUGAGACAUGAAGGCAUGAAAUGCAUACCUAUAUAUAUGUACAUACCUAAAUCAAAACGACAAACUACCCUCGUGGGGGACAGAAUAGGAUACCUUAACCCUGACUCGAGGUUGGGUCCGGAUCAUGAAUGAUACAGGAUAAUACAGGAUCCCUAGGCAAUCAACGGUUAUAAUGCAAGAUACAGUAUCUAUCCACAUAAGGUAGGUAACUCCAGAUAUACAAUGGCACAAUGGGGAAAGUGGACAGGAUAGUGUUCGGUGUUCGGAUAACGUCAAGAAACAUAAAUUCACAUUCUAGCCACCCACGAGGACACUUUCCAUACCCAUCUACUCGGG
Molecule: messenger RNA, 3533 nt
Organism: Exophiala dermatitidis NIH/UT8656
Lineage: Eukaryota; Fungi; Ascomycota; Eurotiomycetes; Chaetothyriales; Herpotrichiellaceae
Exons: 2
Coding region: 275-2845 (856 amino acids)
Biological process (GO): DNA-templated transcription
Molecular function (GO): DNA binding; zinc ion binding
Source: RefSeq, a predicted model, not a curated record